GAAAAAUUGUUCUUUUGGAGGAGUUAUCUCUGUUAAGGAUGCACUGAUUUUCUUCAGCGACAGUCCUGGAAAUCGAGUUCAUGUUAUUGAUGUGGAAAAACAAAAGGUUAAAGAGACAAUUGCAACCGGAGGAUAUCCUUAUGACUUGUAUUAUCUCCCCUGGCUGGAGGAGGUCUGGGUUCACACGUGGAGUAACUCUCCUUUUGACGUCAUCAGUACUGCGGGAAGUCUAAGGAAGACUCAUACCGCCAUUAAAGCGCAUGUGCAACCAGAAUUUAAAAAGUACAUCAUAUCAGACAAUCGCAAAUCUAACCAUGUCACCUAA
Stylophora pistillata is the source of this 325-nucleotide messenger RNA. Its product is annotated as follistatin-related protein 5. Gene Ontology annotation, molecular function: protein binding. NCBI's taxonomy places the organism in Eukaryota, Metazoa, Cnidaria, Anthozoa, Scleractinia, Pocilloporidae. The record is from RefSeq and is a predicted model, not a curated record.